Messenger RNA from Drosophila guanche, 1192 nucleotides. RefSeq names its product short-chain dehydrogenase/reductase family 16C member 6. The transcript is spliced from 6 exons. Gene Ontology annotation, cellular component: lipid droplet. Gene Ontology annotation, molecular function: oxidoreductase activity, acting on the CH-OH group of donors, NAD or NADP as acceptor. Bases 184 to 1140 code for a protein of 318 amino acids. The record is from RefSeq and is a predicted model, not a curated record. Lineage: Eukaryota; Metazoa; Arthropoda; Insecta; Diptera; Drosophilidae.
CUGAAAUCAGUUUGCUGCGAGCAACAAGACUUAACGGUUCCCGUUCAAGCUUUGACUCUUUGGGAUAUUGUAAAUUAUCCACAUCACUGGGCGCUCUGCUUGACUUUGCACUCAAAGGGCUAGUCAGGGCAAAGAGAUUAAAAGGAAAACGCAACCAAACAGCAAACUUAUCCAACUGUCGCCAUGAUUGAGCGUGAAAUUAUCCACACCACAACUGCAUCGAAGAGACUAUUUGAUGUUCUGCAGGAUGUUCUACAAUUUCUGUUGCUUUUCUUGCGCAUCUUUCUGGAAAUGUUUAUCAUGCUCAUACAGAAGGUGUUGCCCAAAAGGCUCAAGGAUAUCAGCGGUGAAGUUGUGCUGAUUACCGGCACUGGCCAUGGGAUUGGCCGGGAGCUGGCGCUGCACUACGCCUCCUUGGGCAGCACAGUGAUAUGUGUGGACAUUAAUGAGAAGAACAACCAGCAGACUGUACAAAAGGCCAAGCGACUUAAUCUGGGCAAUGUUCACAGUUUCAUUUGCGAUGUUUCCAAGCGUGCGGAGGUUAUGGCACUGGCGGAUCGCGUCAAGGCAGAAGUUGGACCCAUAUCGGUGCUGGUCAAUAAUGUGGGCAUCAUGCCCACGCAUCCCAUUUUACAGCAAUCCGCUGAGGAGAUCCAACGCGUCUUCGAUGUGAAUGUGUUCUCGCAGUUCUGGACAAUCCAGGCCUUCCUGUCCCACAUGGAGGAGAAGAAUCGCGGCCACAUUAUCGCUCUGUCCUCCAUUGCGGGUGUGGUGGGACUCUCGAAUCUGGUGCCGUAUUGUGCCACCAAGUUCGCUGUGCGCGGCCUCAUGGAGGCACUGCAUGAAGAACUACGCGAAGGACCCUACAGAAAUAUGAUAAAAACCACCACAAUCUUCCCGUACAUGACAAACACGGGCCUGUGCAAGCAUCCGAAGGUAAAGUUCCCAUCGAUCUUGGGCUUGCUGGAUCCUAAGGAAGUGGCAAUGCGUAUUGUCGAGGCUCAUCGCUCCGACGCUCUGGAAGCCACAAUUCCCAGCUGUCUGCUGCACAUCAACAACUGGACGAGACUACUGCCAGAUCAUUGUGGUCUGAUGCUGAAGGACUACAUUGACAGUGGCGUGGAGUCGGACUUAAUUUAGAUUUCCUUUGAUUAUGUUGCGAAUAACGAAAUAAAUAUUUUAAACAUUUCAA